AUGAGCCGAGGUGCGCAGAUCCAGUUGACCGAGCAGGAAGAAGCCAUCUGCCAGCUUCUCGACCAGACAUGCUCAUACAUCUAUCGCGAACGACCCAACAUCCCGGAAAUCGACUCGACCCAAACAAGCGGCGAUGGAUCGCAAGCCUGUGAAGCCCGCAUUGCUGGAGGAUGGGUGCGCGACAAGCUUCUCGCGCGCGACUCUGACGACCUCGAUAUUUCGCUGUCCACUUUAACCGGCAACGCAUUUGCCCUCUACCUCAAGCACUACCUCUCAUCGUCCGCGUUUGCAUCAUCUCCUCUCUCUCGCUCGCCAUUUUUCAGUGAAGAGGGCUCAGAGAUGGGCCGCAUCGGCAAGAUUGCUGCCAAUCCAGAGCAAAGCAAGAACCUGGAGACAGCGACAGCACGGGUGCUUGGUCUGUCGCUCGACUUUGUCAACCUACGUAAGGAGACAUACGAUCCAGGGUCGAGGAUACCGACCAUGACCUUCGGAACACCAAAGGAGGAUGCAGAGCGUCGUGAUAUCACCAUCAAUUCGCUGCUGUACAACGUACAUACCAGGCAGGUGGAGGAUCAUACUGGUCUGGGACUUCAGGAUUUGGCCAGUGGAUUGAUACGGACGCCGCUCCCACCGCUCACUACUUUCCUCGACGAUCCGCUUAGAGUGCUUCGCUGCGUACGCUUCGCUAGUCGCUUUACAUACGAAUUGCAUCCUACCAUCAUCCGCUGUCUCACAGGUGCAAAGGUAGCAGACGGCACGGAUAACGACGCAGACUCAAGCCUUGCUCAACUUGCGAGUAGCGACGAUCCAAGGAUCUCCGUCCAAGGAAAAGCGGGUGUAGAAUUCGGCAGAGAUCAAAUUCGAGAUGCACUGGUUAGCAAGGUAUCAAGGGAGCGGUUUGGUAUCGAGGUCGAUAAGAUGAUAAAAGGUCCACAGCCUCUGCUUGCAUUGCUCCUUCUUCAUCGAUUGGAGCUCUUCCCACUUGUGUUUCAUCCGCCGCCGUCCGCGGGUAAUUUGUACGAGGCUAGUGCAUCGGCCCCGGCGAGCAAGCUCGGGCAGCCUGCAUCAGAUUCGUUAGCCCUCAACGCCGCUCGACUACUGGAUGCCAUCCUAGCCGGCAAACCGCUCCAAGAUGCUUCCACAGUCAACCAAGCGGUUCCCUUGGACAAUCUUCGUAUCGCAGACGGACGCAACGAUGAAAAUAAGUCGGACCUCGCUCGCACCUUCUCAUCGAUUCCACCAUCACCCGUACCCCGAGCAGUGUUUGAAGCGCUUCCAUCCGAUCUUCUCUCCCGUUGGACUACUGCGUCCUUAUGUUCAGAAGAACGCAGACGACUCUGGAUUUCGGUCGCUUUGCUUCCACUGCGACACCUGAUGUACGAAGAAAAGAAGAACAAAUUUUUCUGGGCUGGCGAAAGCGUCAUUGCCAACGGGCUCAAAUUGGGUACUAAGACGUUGAAGGAGCCAGUGACGUCUCUGCACCGGUGCAUGGAGCUGCUACCCCUGGGUCGCAGAGUGCUCUCCUCUGAGCGGGCCUGUUCGAAUGCCGACUCGGAAGCGCUCGAUAAGAUGCUCCAUCUACCUCGCGGACUAAGUGUCAAAUCUCGACUCGGGCUAUUGCUUCGUAACCAAUACGUGACCAAUCCAUUACUGCAACUGCGACCAGAACCUGCGCUGCUGCUAUCGUUUAUCUCGGAGCUGCUCGACGUUUGGCAGUGCCACACAGACCACGACACAACCACGCUCGCUCCACUUGAGCAACAAACGACGCAGCUGGCAUCCGAUUACGCACAGUUCUGGUACCUCAUUCAAAUGUGGAAUUUGGUCGAGCGCGCGGCGGAGAAACCUGUGUUGGACGGUAACGCGAUAACCGCGUGUCUGGAGUGUCAUCCAAGACUCAUCUCUCAGAUCCAGAUGUAUGUGCUUGGCUGGCAGUAUGACCGCGACCACUUGGGCCCAGGGUCGGAAGAGGAGUGCAAGGCUUGGUUGAAAGGCGAAUGGGAAAAGGGGGGCAUUGUACCCUUCGAUCAGCGGCCGGCGCCUCCGCCGGCGAAAGGAGACAAGGCCAAGAAGAAGUCAGCGAUCGUGGCUCAAAUGCGCGCCGAUGAGCCCGAUCGUAGCAAGCGUCAGAAGAGCGAGUAA
This is a messenger RNA of Mycosarcoma maydis (corn smut), 2142 nucleotides long. Its product is annotated as tRNA adenylyltransferase. The coding region runs from base 1 to 2142 and encodes 713 amino acids. Gene Ontology annotation, biological process: tRNA 3'-terminal CCA addition. Gene Ontology annotation, molecular function: RNA binding; ATP:3'-cytidine-cytidine-tRNA adenylyltransferase activity. The transcript has a single exon. The record is from RefSeq and is a predicted model, not a curated record. NCBI's taxonomy places the organism in Eukaryota, Fungi, Basidiomycota, Ustilaginomycetes, Ustilaginales.